CCCUCUUUCUGAAUCGCCAUUGCUUUCGGUUUGUGUAACUUGUGUUAUCUGUCAAUAAAAGGGGGAAAUUAAUAACUAUUUAAGGCAUAGUGUAAAGACCAGGCAGAAUGACGAAUUCCAAGGGCUAUCGCCGUGGCACACGGUACAUGUUCUCGCGGCAGUUCCGCAAGCAUGGAGUUGAGCCGCUGUCAACAUUCCUUACUGUCUACAAGAAAGGCGACCUCGUUGACAUAAAGGGUAAUGGUUGCUUUCAAAAAGGCAUGCCACACAAAGUAUACCACGGCAAGACGGGCAGAGUAUACAACAUUACCCAGCAUGCACUAGGUGUCAUCGUCAACAAGCGAGUGAGGGGGCGCAUCAUAGCAAAGCGCAUCAAUGUGCGAGUGGAGCACGUGAAACACUCCAACUGCAGACGGGACUUCUUGAGACGCGUUCAGGACAAUGACGUUGCCAGGCGGGUAGCCAAGGAGAAGGGAUCCAUCAUCAAGGCAAAGAGACAGCCCAAGGAGCCUCUCGGGGCACAUCACGUGCGAACAAGGUACAACAAGCCACAGCUCCUGGAGCCAAUCCCCUACGAAUUUAUUGCAUAAACGUGUGGCUGUAAAAAACGUGAAUUUGUACUGAUAAUGUGGAAUAAAGUAGGACUGUGAACAAAA
Messenger RNA from Priapulus caudatus, 656 nucleotides. Its product is annotated as 60S ribosomal protein L21-like. The record is from RefSeq and is a predicted model, not a curated record. Bases 108 to 590 code for a protein of 160 amino acids. NCBI's taxonomy places the organism in Eukaryota, Metazoa, Priapulida, Priapulimorpha, Priapulimorphida, Priapulidae. Gene Ontology annotation, biological process: translation. The transcript is spliced from 5 exons. Gene Ontology annotation, cellular component: cytosolic large ribosomal subunit; ribosome. Gene Ontology annotation, molecular function: structural constituent of ribosome.